Ruditapes philippinarum (Manila clam) is the source of this 544-nucleotide messenger RNA. Its product is annotated as E3 ubiquitin-protein ligase MIB2-like. Gene Ontology annotation, cellular component: cytoplasm. NCBI's taxonomy places the organism in Eukaryota, Metazoa, Mollusca, Bivalvia, Venerida, Veneridae. The record is from RefSeq and is a predicted model, not a curated record. Gene Ontology annotation, biological process: protein ubiquitination. Gene Ontology annotation, molecular function: ubiquitin-protein transferase activity; zinc ion binding.
ACUUACCUCCCUUUAAUACCGAAAACGAAAGUAGGACUUUUAGAUAAUUUUUCCCAAAUACAUCUAGUAAUUGUAUGGACAGCAAGGAAGAAAUUGUCUAUUUUUGAGAUCAUAUGCUACAAUAAUACAACAUGAAACCCGGUAUUCGAGUUAUCCGAGGACCCGACUGGCGUCUUGGCAACCAAGAUGGCGGUCCCGGUUACCUAGGAACGGUUGUUAAUAUUCACCCUAACAACACAGUGCUCGUGAGAUGGGAUAUAGGAACGGAGACUAUUUGUCGAGCAGGGAAGGACGGUUCUUUCGAUCUCAGACUUUACGACAAUGCUCAAAUUGGGACUCUGCACCCUAGAUUUUAUUGUAAUGGUGAAUAUUCAAGAAACAACGCCGAGAAUCCGCACAUACGGGGCUUUCGAUGGAAAUGUUUAGUGUGCAACGACUUUGACUUUUGUAACGAUUGCUAUAUGUCAAAUAAAGAAAAGAUUCUACAUCAACAUGCGAACACCAACCAUCCGUUUGUGAGAUUUGUAACACCAAAAGCUUUGGC